AUGAACAAAGUCUGGCCGUACUCCAACCCCACAGAGACGUACGAGUACUAUGACUUUCCCUUCUGCAAGCCCAAGAUUGUGAUGCCCCACAUGAUGACCCUCGGCCAGGUCCUGCGUGGAGACAGAUUAGUGAACUCGCUGUAUCCAAUGCACAUGAAGCGGCAGGUCCCUAGGACGGUGAUAUGCUCGAGGCCCAUGACGGAGAUGGACAUCCUGAAAUUCAAGAAUGCGAUAGACCAGAACUACAUGUUCGAGCUCUUUGUGGGAGAGCUGCCCAUAGACCGACCUUUCGGGGUAAAGUCCUCGAUGGGCGUGGAAGACUCGCCAGAUGCUCCGGAGAGGUACUUCCUAGUGAACUACUUGGACUUCAUCAUUGGCUACAACGAGAGGGAGGUGGUUUCCGCCAACGUGACCAGGGAGCUGAACCUGGAGCACUUGGUUGACAUUACCGAGUGGAAAGAGGGCAUGGUUGUCCAAUUCUCGUACUCCGUGCACUGGACCCCACUGCCCCACAUCCCUCCCUCUCAAGCGCUGGAGCUGCAGCUGAAGUCGACCAUGCCACACGGGCAUUCCAACAUGGACAUUCACUGGCUGGCGAUCAUCAACUCCUUUGUGCUGAUGUUGCUAAUCCUGUCUCUCUUCCUCUUGAUUAUCGUCAAGGUAGUCCGAUCCGAUCUGUCACGGUACUUGCAAAUUCCAGACGAGGAGCUGAAUGCGGUCGAAGAAGAAACAGGCUGGAAGCUGCUGCACGCAGACGUCUUCCGCGCCCCGAAGCACCGGCUCUUCUUCUGCUCCGCAGUGGGUGCCGGUGCUCAGCUGACAAGUAUGAUGUUCAUGGUGGUGCUGGUGGGCUGCAUCGGCACCUACUACCAGCGGGGCGCAGUGGCCUCCGCGGCGGUGAUCUCCUACAUGGUGACAGCCCUGCUUGGGGGUUUCGUGAGCGCCAACCUGUACCAGAAGCUUGGAGGGGAGAAGUGGGCCUGGAAUAUCUUCAUCACGGCGCUCUCUUUCAUGGGCCCAGCUUUCUUGAUUUGGUCGUUUCUGAACACGGUGGCCAUCUUCUACGGUUCUACAGCCGCGUUCCCCUUUCCCACGAUAUUGCUGAUGUUUGCGAUGUGGGCUUGCGUGACGUUCCCGCUGACCGUACUGGGCGGAAUUAUUGGACGGCAUAGGUCCAUUAAGCAGGCGCAGGCAGAAGGGAACCCCUUCCCGUGCAAGACCAACAAGCUCGCCAGGGAGAUCCCCGCAUGUCGUUGGUACCAGAGCCCGGUGACGCAGAUGUUCGCUUCGGGCUUCCUACCCUUCAGUGCGAUCUACAUCGAGCUGCACUACAUCUUCAACUCGGUCUGGGGCCCACGGAUAUACUUCCUCUAUGGCAUCCUGCUCUUGGCGUUCACCAUGCUCCUGCUUGUUGCGGGCACAGUCACAGUCCUCUUCACCUACUUUCACCUGAAUGCGGAGGAUCAUCGUUGGUGGUGGAGAUCCUUUGGUUCCGGAGUUGCAGUGUCUGCAUUCUUCUACCUGUACUGCAUCUACUUCUUCCUGCAGACAGGGAUGACCGGCUUCCUUCAGUGCUCCUUCUUCUUCCUGUACUCGCUGUUGGCGGCCCAUGGCAUCGCCCUGACGCUGGGGUGCGUGUCCUUCUACUGCACCUACUUCUUCGUUCUCUAUAUCUACUCGCGCAUCAAGGUGCCACCCGUGCAAUCCAAGCCCAAGACGCAGCGGGCGGCGAUCUCUGCAGUGGAGAGGCUGACGCACAACGUCCUGCGGGGCCUGGCGGAGGUGGUUGCCUGCGCGGCCGACGAAGCCUGCCAAGAGGGUGGCGGCAAACCGCGGCUUCCUGCUGCGGUGCUGCUUUCGGAGCCCUGCCAUUCCCUUGUGCAGGAGGACGGGGACUUCGCGGCCUCCUCGGACCGGGUGCGGCGCCUGAGCUUCGGCGGGAGUGAGCUGCGGCGCAUGGCGCGGCUCUGGGCGGCGCUGGACGCGGUGCACCGGCUGAAUUGCCAGGGCCGCACCGCCACGCAGCGGGAGCUCUUCUACCGGGCCCUGGCGGAGGGUCGGCUCUUCGCGUCUCAGUCCGUGAUGGACCAGGCGCUGAGGGACUGCGUGGGGGCCUUGCGCCUGGGACGGCCGCAGCUGGGGAUCUUCACGGCGGAGAAGGGGCUCCUGGCAGGAGACAUUGCAUUUUGCGAUCCAAGCCGUGUGGCGUCUGUGGCAGCGCAGGGGGCAAGUGGAACAUCCAUUGGCGAGUCGAUGCUCUCCCAUGACCAGACUAUUCAAGUUGGCAGCAAGGCACAGUUUGUUCUAGUGGUGGAAAAGGACACGGUCUUCCAACACUUGCUGCACAGCCAACUGCUGGCAACCUUGCCAUUGAUUCUCGUGACCGGGCGAGGCUACCCAGACAUCCUAACCAGGCGCUUCCUGCAGAGAUUGCAGCGCAUCGCUCCCCAUUUGCCGCAGCUAUACCUAGGAGAUUAUGACCCUGAUGGUGUCGCCAUCUUCCUCCUCUACCGAACUAGCUGCGCGCAUCUGCGGUGGCUGGGCCUGCACCAGGAAGAUGUCAAAAAGCUACCAGACAGAGCUGGCAUUGCCCUGUCGACGAGGGACCGGGCGCUUCGGGCCUCGCUUCUUCGGAGGGAGGAGUUGCAGACACAACCGGCGCUGGCCGAGCAAGUGCGAUCUAUGACUAGCAAGUUUGAACUGGAGGCGCUCCAUGCUACCUAUGCGGGUGAAGGGAUGGCCUUGCAGUUCAUACCAGAGAAAGUAAAGCUGCAGGCUUGGAUUUGA
This is a messenger RNA of Effrenium voratum, 2787 nucleotides long. Lineage: Eukaryota; Dinophyceae; Suessiales; Symbiodiniaceae. The record is from the annotation of a GenBank genome assembly.